Molecule: messenger RNA, 3612 nt
Organism: Sorghum bicolor (sorghum)
Lineage: Eukaryota; Viridiplantae; Streptophyta; Magnoliopsida; Poales; Poaceae
Product: probable alpha,alpha-trehalose-phosphate synthase [UDP-forming] 7
Exons: 3
Coding region: 228-2948 (906 amino acids)
Biological process (GO): trehalose biosynthetic process
Cellular component (GO): cytosol
Molecular function (GO): catalytic activity
Source: RefSeq, a predicted model, not a curated record
GUCGUCUUCCUUCCUCGCCGCUCUCCCUCCCCCCUCCCAAACUCCCCAACACCCCCCGGUUCCGAAAUCGAAACGCCGAGCCAGAUCAGAUCAAGCCGCCGCGCACUCCACCACGGGCCUAGGGUUUGGCUGCUUGCUGCUUUAAACCUCCCAUUUCGCGGGCCGAGCGAGCGGGAGCGGGGUAGGGUUUCGACUCGAGCGCGGCUGCGGCAGCGGCAGCUUCAGCCAUGAUGUCCAGGUCGUACACCAACCUCCUCGACCUCGCCGCAGGAAACUUCGCGGCGCUUGGCCCGUCGGGCGGCGGGAGGCGGCGGCUCGGGUCGUUCGGGGCGAAGCGGAUGCCCCGGGUCAUGACGGUGCCCGGGACGCUGUCCGACCUCGACGACGACGACGACGAGCAGGCGGCCACCAGCAGCGUCGCCUCCGACGUGCCCUCGUCCGCCGUCGGGGAGCGCCUCAUCGUCGUGGCCAACCAGCUCCCCGUCGUCGCGCGCCGCCGCCCCGACGGUGGCCGCGGCUGGGUCUUCUCCUGGGACGAGGACUCGCUCCUCCUCCGGCUCCGCGACGGCGUCCCCGACGAGAUGGAGGUCUUCUUCGUCGGCUCGCUCCGCGCCGACGUGCCGCCCGGGGAGCAGGAGGAGGUCUCGCAGUCGCUCAUCGACGGCUUCCGGUGCGCCCCCGUGUUCCUGGCGCCCGAACUCAACGAGCGGUUCUACCAUCACUUCUGCAAGCGCUACCUCUGGCCACUGUUCCACUACAUGCUGCCCUUUGCCUCCCCGCUGCCACCGACGGCGGAGGCGGCCGCAUCCGGGGACGGUGGCCGGUUUGACCGCAGCGCCUGGGAGGCCUAUGUGCUCGCGAACAAGCACUUCUACGAGAAGGUGGUUGAGGUCAUCAACCCUGAGGAUGACUACGUCUGGGUCCACGAUUACCAUCUCAUGGCGCUGCCCACCUUCCUCCGCCGACGCUUCAAUCGCCUCCGGAUCGGCUUCUUCCUCCACAGCCCGUUUCCCUCAUCGGAGAUCUACCGCACCCUCCCUGUCCGGGAGGAGGUUCUACGGACGUUGCUCAAUUGUGAUCUCAUCGGCUUCCACACCUUUGAUUAUGCCAGGCACUUCCUCUCUUGCUGCAGUAGGAUGCUUGGUCUAGAGUACCAGUCAAAGCGCGGAUACAUUGGAUUGGAGUACUUUGGCCGCACUGUUGGGAUCAAGAUCAUGCCCAUGGGAAUCCAUAUGGGCCAACUGCAAUCGGUGCUGCGAUUACCUGAGAAGGAGGACAAGGUUGCUGAGCUGCGGCAGCGAUUCCAGGGGAAAGCUGUGUUGCUGGGGGUAGAUGAUACAGAUAUCUUUAAAGGGAUCAAUUUGAAGCUUCUUGCAUUUGAGAAUAUGCUGAGGAUGCAUCCCAAGUGGCAGGGGAGAGCUGUGUUGGUGCAGAUAGCCAACCCUCCUCGUGGGAAGGGUAAGGAGAUGGAGGCCAUCCAGGCUGAGAUCCGGGAGAGCUGUGACAGGAUUAAUAGGGAGUUUGGCCAGACUGGGUAUAGCCCUGUCGUCUUCAUUGACCGCAAUGUGUCAAGUGCGGAGAGGCUUGCAUAUUACACAAUAGCCGAGUGUGUGGUAGUGACGGCUGUGAGGGAUGGAAUGAACUUGACGCCUUACGAGUACAUUGUCUGCCGGCAGGGGAUACCCGGCUCAGAGUCUGCUCCAGAGGUGAGUGGACCAAAGAAGAGCAUGCUGGUUGUGUCGGAGUUCAUUGGGUGCUCGCCUUCAUUGAGUGGUGCAAUUCGUGUUAACCCAUGGAAUGUUGAAACAACUGCUGAGGCAUUGAAUGAGGCCAUCUCAAUGUCGGAACAAGAAAAGCAGCUGAGGCAUGGAAAACAUUACCGCUAUGUCAGCACCCAUGAUGUUGCAUAUUGGUCGAAGAGCUUUGUCCAGGAUCUGGAGAGGGCCUGCAAGGAUCACUUCAGGAAGCCUUGCUGGGGUAUAGGACUAGGGUUUGGAUUUAGGGUGGUGGCGCUAGACCCACAUUUCACAAAGCUUAAUUUGGAUACAAUCAUCAUGUCUUACGAGAGAGCAAAGAGUAGGGUCAUAUUACUUGAUUAUGAUGGUACAUUGGUACCACAGACUUCAAUCGAUAAGAAACCAAGUUCAGAAAUAUUGAGAAUCAUCAAUACCCUAUGUUUGGAUAACAAUAACACUGUUUUCAUUGUCAGUGGGAGAAGUAGGGAUAGCUUGGGAUCACUGUUUGCAUUGUGCCCAAAGCUAGGAAUCGCAGCAGAACACGGUUACUUCUUAAGGUGGACGAGAGAUGAAGGGUGGCAAUCAAGCAGCCAUACCUCAGACUUUGGAUGGAUGCAAAUGGCAGAGCCAGUGAUGAAUCUUUAUACAGAAUCAACUGAUGGAUCCUAUAUUGAGACCAAAGAAACUGCUUUGGUAUGGCAUCAUCAGGAUGCUGACCCAGGCUUUGGGUCUUCCCAGGCGAAGGAGAUGCUGGAUCACCUGGAAAGUGUACUAGCAAAUGAACCAGUCGCAGUUAAGAGUGGUCAGUUCAUUGUCGAAGUGAAACCUCAGGGAGUUAGCAAAGGGCUUGUAGCUGAGAAGAUACUCACAUUGAUGAAGGAGAAAGGGCGGCAAGCGGAUUUUGUAUUAUGCAUCGGUGAUGACAGGUCAGAUGAGGACAUGUUUGAAAAUAUCGCUGAUGUCAUGAAGAGAAACAAUGUUGCUCCAAAGACACCGCUAUUUGCAUGUACAGUGGGGCAGAAACCGAGCAAAGCCAGGUUCUACCUUGAUGAUACAUUUGAAGUAGUCAAUAUGCUGAGCUUGCUAGCAGAUGCUUCGGAACCUGACCCUGUAAUAGAGUUGGAGGAGGAUGACUUGGCUACAUCUGUCUCUGCCAUAGAUAUCAGCGAUGAACCACCACAGCUUGGUAAUAGAAGGGAUGAAGGAUCUUAGGCUUGAACUUCUAGAAGAUACAUGCUAUGAUGAUUGACUUGCAAAGUUUUUCUUGUUGAUGGAUCUGAAGUUGUGGAGCAUCAAAUGAAAAUUGACAGCAGGGCCAAAGAUGCUCUGCACGACACAUCAGCAAGCUAAUUGAUUCAUUAUAGAUGAUAGUCUGUUUCUCCAGGUGAGCUGGUGAUGAAAACCUACCAGCAAAAAUCCUAAUUCUGCAGAUAUCACAUGAGCAGCUUCAGUGACCUCAUUCAGCACUUGGUUCAGGCAUCAUGAUCAGUUGGUGCCAAGGAAAUUGAUCUGUCCAUAGCUGAUUCCUUACGUUCUUUUGAAUUUCAUCGCUCCACUUCUUUCUGCAUUAACAUCUUCAUUGGAAUAUGAAAUGUAAUAGACACGUGGUUGAUGAAAUGUAAGGGAGCCAGGCUAGUGAAAUGCACUUAUUUUUUUUGAAGAUUUAGUGAAAUGCAUUGGUUAGAGCCUGCAGAAGGACACACGUCGUGGCCACAUGUUGUUCAGUGUUUGCUGACUUUGUUAACAGCUAGAUUGUCUAGUCAGGAAAAACAUGUGAUUUGUUCGUUUUGAAUUGUAAGUGUGGUAAUGUGAAGGAUGUUGCUUGAUCUCAUCAUUUGAUGGCCUAAUAUAUAUGUCAUCCUUAUUUACCUGGCUA